CAGUCGGUUAUGUCACAGCCAGGUGAUGACGUUACUGGGCCAAAUGCAGUGGGAAUCUCCCCUCGGGAUGCCGAUCGGAUCCAAUCUUAUCCGCGGCUCUCGAUCAAUCAUACUCGUUGAAGUCUGAACUCUGAAGAUGCCCUGGGAGGUCAACUCCACCCCAACCCCCCGGGGAAUGGGAUCCACCGCCCCGGCUGGUCGGCAGUGAUCGCAUCAUUGCCGGUUCUCAGAGCCCUUCCAACUCAGGUACGUCAUUGGAAUCCGUCCGGUCUCGCCUCGCCACGGCUUCCCCUCUUCCUCCCCGAAGAUAUUUCACCAAGCCCAUAUCCGCCUGGCUCGGCUGUCGCCAUCUGUACAUCAUCAUCACCCUCAAUCGGUCCCUAACCCAUCCACUAAACCUCAGCCAAAAAUGUCCACCGGUGCCACGACGAGAAAAAUUGUCUGCUUCUCAGACUUCGACGGUACCAUCUUCAUGCAAGAUUCGGGCCAUGUCCUCUUCGACAAUCUGGGAUGUGGCGCCAAACGCCGCCAAGUCCUCGACGAGCAGAUCAAAUCCGGCGAGCGCUCAUUCCGAGAAGUCUCCGAGGAGAUGUGGGGGUCGCUACGGAUACCCUUCGAGGAUGGCUUUGAUGUGAUGAAAGAGGAGCUAGACAUUGAUCCGGGAUUUCAAGAAUUUCACAAAUUCUGUAUAGAUAAUGGCAUUGUUUUUAAUGUCAUCAGUGCAGGGCUGAAGCCAGUCUUACGUAAAGUGCUGGACACUUUCCUCGGGGAGCAAGAGGCUUCGCGCAUUCAAAUUGUCGCCAACGAUGCGGAAAUCAAGUCCGAUGGGUCAGAAUGGAAGCCAAUCUGGAGGCACGAAACAGAACUAGGCCAUGACAAGGCGCUAUCCAUUCAGGAGGGCCGCGCGCAGGCAGCCGAAGAAGCCUUGGAGAGCGAGAUUCCCCUUAUUAUCUUCAUUGGCGACGGUGUGUCGGACCUUCCGGCUGCCCGUGAAGCGGAUGUCCUCUUCGCGCGCAAGGGGUUGCGGUUGGAGCAAUACUGCAUUGAGCACAAGAUUUCCUACAUUGGCUUUGACUCAUUCUCCGACGUCAAGCGGGAAGUACAAGCCAUCAUGAAGGAGGAUCAGCAGAAGACCGGGGGCGUGGGCAAACCCGCCCGGUUCAAUCCCCGAGCCAAUAUGUGGCGGCGGAUUUCCAGCAGGCAAGCUGUUCCCAAAUUUGUUGCGGCGACCCCAUCAAGGGAAGACAGGAUAUUCCUCUGGCCAGAGAGCUUUUCCGAUUACCAACCCCGGGGUGCGUCGGGAAAUAUUUCGGCUUGAAAGACGGGGUAGUGAUGUAUGAAUGAAUCAUUUUCAGGCGUUUGGGGGCAGCGAGCUGGAUACAUAGAUCUAGGAAGUGUUCGAUGAAUGUAUAGGGUUUCAGGAUGACUUCAUGCGUGUCAGCUUAUGCGCUAGGAUUGCGACGGUGUCGGGCUAGGCGUAUCUAAAAUCUGUAGGUUUGUGC
Molecule: messenger RNA, 1502 nt
Organism: Aspergillus sclerotioniger CBS 115572
Lineage: Eukaryota; Fungi; Ascomycota; Eurotiomycetes; Eurotiales; Aspergillaceae
Product: putative 2,3-diketo-5-methylthio-1-phosphopentane phosphatase
Exons: 4
Coding region: 410-1318 (302 amino acids)
Molecular function (GO): phosphatase activity
Source: RefSeq, a predicted model, not a curated record